GUUAAUAUAAAUGAGAUCCGAGCAACUGCUGCGCAGCAAUUAGGAGAAAUUCAAAAGCAACACCCUGGGGAGCUGCAUAACUUGUUAUCAAGGGUUGUUAUUCAUUUGAGCAAUAAAGAAUGGGAUACUCGGAUUGCUGCGGGGCAAGCAAUUGAAGCUAUUGGCAAAAAUGUGCCGCAGUGGGACCCUCCGGAGAUUGUUAAAAUUGAAAACGAAAUAUCGGCUAAAAAUGAGUCAAGCGAUAAUAAAUAUUCCUUUGAAAAUUUUGACAUUUCGAAUGUAUUACAAAAUGGAAAAACAUUGUUAGGUUCUGCCGGAAAAGAAUAUGAUCUUGAUUUAAGUGAUCUUGAUCCUGCUCAGAGACUCGCGUUACAACAUAAGAAUCUCAGAGAAAGACUAGGAUUAGGUGGAGAAUUUAUGGACGUCGAUUUAUUGGAUGAUGUUGAUAUAAGUGGGGCGACUCAAACACAAAAUACACAAGUCAAUAAGGUCGAGUCUACUUCUAUACAACCACCACGUUCUCCAAUUUUACCGCCAGAAGACAUGGCUAACCUGAGCGCCAGAGAAAGAAAUAAACUGAAGAGAAAAGCAAAAAAUGAUGCAAAAAUUAAGGGGAAAGAAAAAUUACGUGUUGUGGAAAUUGGUACACGAAAAACAAGCGGUGAUUAUACAACUCCAUUAACGGCUCCACUUGCACCAACAACUGUCAAAGUCGAACCCGAUGGAUCAUCAGAGCAGACACAAGCGGAGGGAUAUUUCAAUUUUACACCACAACCUUGUUCAAGCAAAAUUGUUGUAGAAGCUAAAAAAGAAGGAUCGUCAAAUGUAACGGAUGAUCAGUCUAAUGAAUGGCCAUUUGAAAAUGUGUGCGAAUCUCUCUGCGUGGCUUUGUUUAAUCCAUGCUGGGAAGUUAGGCAUGGUGCAUGCAUCGGUUUAAGAGAAAUCCUUAAAGUACACGGCCAUGGAGCUGGACGUCGCGUUGGACUAACUAAAACGGAAAAUGAAUUCAGACAUAAUAAAUGGUUGGAGGAUGUAGCAAUUCGCUUGUUAUGUGUAUUUGCACUGGACCGAUUCGGAGAUUUCGUAUCAGAUCAGGUUGUUGCACCUGUACGGGAGACUUGUUCGCAAACAAUGGGGGCACUUUUACGCUAUAUGUCACCACAGGGUGUGGAUAAUGUUCACAAAGUUUUAUUACAGAUGAUUUAUCAAACAGAUGUGCAGGGAUAUAAGCCAUCAAUAUGGGAAGUUAGACAUGCUGGGAUGUUAGGUUUGAAGUACGCAGUUGCUGUCCGUAAGGAUUUAGUGAAUACAAUAUUGGACGGGACCGUGGGUGCAGUGAUAUUAGGGUUAAAAGAUAAUGACGACGACGUGAGAGCUGUUGCAGCAUCUAUUUUAAUUCCGAUUGCUGAACAUUUUGUUACACUCUCUGCGCACAAAAUACCGGAAAUAGUUUCGGUCUUAUGGGAUUGCCUAAAGGAUUUAAAGGAUGAUCUUACUGCAUCUACAGCCAGUGUAAUGGAUUUUUUGGCCCGAUUAUUUUCCUUUCCAAAAGUAUUAGAAUAUAUGCGAACAGCUGCUACUUCUGAUUCGAGUCAUUCAUUGACAACAUUAAUACCUCGAUUAUACCCAUUCUUUCGUCAUACUAUUACUUCCGUGCGCUCUGCGGUACUAAACACAUUGCUGACAUUUCUGGGUAUGGCAGAUGUUGAAGAAUGGGUAGAUAAUCGCACUUUCAGGCUUGUUUUUCAAAAUAUGAUUGUUGAAGAAAAAAGCUAUGUUCUCGAACUAUCUCUUAAAGUCUGGUCUGCUUUAGUAUCUCAUGUAUCAAAGCCCGGCCGAGAAAAUAAAAUCAUUGCUUUUACGGAUCAAUCCAUUAGAACGUGGUUCAUGAUAAUCAUGACACCGUUAGGUACGCCAAUUGAUCGACGAUUAUUUUUUAUACCCGAUGGUCCAAUUCCAAUGGAAACAUCACCUACCAUCGCAUCACCUACCAACGCACGACGUCGAUCACAGGGGCGUAUUCAAACAAACAAUGGUGAUGAUGUAGUGACCGGACAUAAUAUUGAUACUGGGAUGUUACAACAAGAUUUUGCGUUGGUCAGCAAGGACACUGUGCUAAGAGGCAGAGUCACUGCUUCUAAAGGCCUGGGUAUGUUAAUGAGUCAUUGGCCUAAUGAGUCCCUGGAAACAUCGUUCGAGGAAAUAAUUAUUUCGUGCUUGUCUUCUUCUUGGGCAUCAAAUAAACAACUUGCUGCUGUCAUCACAGAAGAGUGGGCACGUUCAAUUGUAGAAAACGAAGGUUACGACAUUCAUACAUCACUGUUGAACGUAUCACCAUUAACACUUAAACUUUCAAACCAUAUGAUCUCAAUAUUGGAAUCUGAACCACCAAAAUUUUAUUCGGAACUUAUACCUAUUCUUCGUCGCAUUCGUGGUGAAUGUCAAGCAUUGCUCAAUACAUUCGUUUCAGUCGGAAAAAUUGACUCCGCGAUUAUCCCUGCUUUACCUUCACAUGUUCUUGGCGAGGUCAUUCAAUCAGAUGUUUUAUUUCCAUUGUUCAGUAUUGAAACAGCAGAGGAGCUUUCGGCCACUACUUUCAAUAAUUUAUUAGCCCAAGUCGCUGGGGUAGGUGGAAAAUCAACGCAAGCCCGAACCGAUGAACGACAAGCCUUAAAUGAUCGCCAACGCCGAGUAGUAUCAUCAAUCGGUUGUUAUGAGUCAACUAAACAGGAAAAUGACAUUGUUGUAUUUGCAGCAAUUGCUGGUGCUGUCGUUGCAUUGCGAGCAUUACCUCCUAAGCUUAAUCCUGUCGUUAGAUCUAUUAUGAAUUCAAUAAAAACUGAAAAAAAUCUAGGAUUGCAGCAACGUUCGGCGGCUACAUUAGCGAGCCUUGUAGAACUAUGUGCUUCUGAGGAUGGUUCAACGCGAGUAAAUCCUAACGACAAAAUCGUGAAAAAUCUAUGUACAUUUCUUUGCUCUGAUCCAACUACAACACCUGAGCUGCAAGCUAACCGUGCAAAGGAGGGUAUACUGUCUUUACAGAAGGCUAAAGAGCCCGAUAAAGGGUCGUCUAAUAGUGAUUCCCAAAAUGAUGAAGAGUUAAAAUCACAAAAAUUAAUACGUCGUGGUGCUGAAACAGCUCUUCGCCAAUUUUCUAUACAAUUUGGAUCCAGACUAUUUGAUAUUGUUCCCAGGCUAUGGGUGUGUGUGCAUUAUUCUUUGAGCACAGUGUUCGCUCAUGAUGACAAAGAAAAAAUAACAUCAGUCUUCAAAUCUAAUAUUAGUCUGGGACAAGAUGUCAUUGACUCUUUACAGAUAUUACAAACAUUAGUUCCUGUAUUUCAUGAAUCUCUUCGAUUAAAGAUAACGGAAUUGCUUCCUUGUCUUGUGAGAGCCAUUCAGUGUCAAUAUUCAGUAAUUAGGUCCAUGGCUGCCCGUUGCUUUGCCACAAUUGCUAAUGUUAUCACUGCCCAGAGUAUGCAGAUCAUAAUAGGUCAAGCAAUACCACUAUUGGGGGAUUCACAGAAUGUGAUACGUCGUCAAGGAGCUGCUGAACUAAUAUACCAUGUUGUGCAAACUAUGGACGCAAAGAUUCUACCAUAUGUCAUCUUUUUGAUAGUACCAAUUUUGGGUCGAAUGAGCGAUGUGGAUGAAAACGUUCGAUUAGUGAGCACCAAUUGUUUUGCUAUGCUAAUAAAGUUGGUUCCAUUGGAGGCUGGAAUACCUGAUCCACCUGGUUUAUCUGCAGAAUUGUUGAUACACCGAGAUGAAGAACGCAAAUUCCUUGCUCAGCUGCUUGACAGCAGAAAAUUGGACCCAUAUGAAAUUCCUGUUACGAUCAAAGCUGAAUUAAGAAAAUAUCAACAAGAAGGCGUAAAUUGGCUUGCAUUUUUAAACAGAUAUCAAUUGCAUGGGAUAUUAUGUGACGAUAUGGGUCUUGGCAAAACACUUCAAUCUAUUUGCAUUCUUGCGAGUGAUCACCACAUGCGUGCCACAAAAUAUAAUGCAACAAAAUCACCAGACAGCGUUCAUUGUCCAUCUUUGGUUGUAUGCCCACCUACAUUGACAGGACAUUGGUAUCACGAAAUAUUAAAUUAUACUGACACAUUAAAACCUUUACUGUAUUCUGGUAAUCCUAAGGAUAGAGAUAGGCUCCGACCAAAGAUUCCUAACUACGACAUAGUUAUCAUGUCUUAUGAUAUUGUGCGUAAUGAUAUUGACGAAUUGGCCAGUAUACAUUGGAAUUAUUGCAUCUUAGAUGAAGGACAUGUGAUAAAAAAUGGAAAAACAAAGAUUACUAAAGCAGUGAAGUCUGUAAAGGCAAAUCAUCGAUUAAUAUUAUCCGGAACACCAAUACAGAAUAACGUAUUGGAAUUAUGGUCACUUUUUGAUUUCUUAAUGCCUGGGUUUCUGGGAACAGAAAAACAAUUUAAUGAGAGAUUUGGAAAACCAAUAUUGGCUAGUAGAGACAGUAAAAGCUCAUCUAAAGAACAAGAGGCUGGCGCACUUGCCCUUGAAGCUUUACACAAGCAAGUGUUACCGUUCUUGCUGCGUCGAUUGAAGGAAGAUGUAUUAAGUGAUUUACCUCCUAAAAUUAUUCAGGACUAUUACUGUGAGCUUAGUGAUUUACAGAAGCAACUAUAUGAACAAUUUGCUAAAUCGCAGGCUAAAAGUAAAGUCGAAAUGGAACUUGAGACAGAUGUCACUGAUGGUGAAGUAGAAAAAAAGAAGACACAUACACACAUUUUUCAAGCUCUACAAUAUUUACGUAAACUAUGCAAUCAUCCUUUGCUUGUUGUCAAUAAUAAGCACCCUCAAUAUCGUACGGUUAUGGAUCGACUCAAAGCUACCAAGACUUCAUUGCAUGAUUUGGAAAACGCUCCGAAGUUGCUUGCAUUAAAACAAUUACUACAUGAUUGUGGAAUUGGAACAUCCCAAGACUCUGAAGAUUCACUUGGAGCUGGAGCCGUAAGCCAGCAUCGUGCACUUAUUUUUUGUCAACUUAAGACUAUGCUCGAUAUCAUAGAAAAAGAUUUACUUGAAACUUAUAUGCCUUCAGUUACUUACUUACGUCUAGAUGGAUCAGUAGAUGCUAACAAACGACAUGGCAUUGUACAGCAAUUCAAUAAAGAUCCAUCAAUUGACGUCUUACUACUUACAACCCAUGUUGGUGGAUUAGGCAUCAAUUUGACAGCUGCGGAUGCAAUGGAUCGUGCACAUCGUAUUGGACAGAAAAAGACUGUCAAUGUCUAUCGAUUAAUUACAAAAGGCACACUAGAAGAAAAGAUUAUGGGAUUGCAAAAAUUCAAACUUAACAUCGCAAAUUCCAUUGUUAACCAACAAAAUUCUGGAUUACAAAGUAUGGACACUGAUCAAAUUCUUGAUUUGUUUAACGUAACCACAGAUAAUAGUAAAAGAGGUCAAAGUAAAAUUGCAUCAAUCACAAGCGAUGGUUCCAGUUUUGGAAAGGGAAAGAAAAUUACCCCAAAGAACUUAGUUGAUGGGUUGGAAAAUUUGUGGGAUGACAAACAAUAUGAAGAUCUUAAUUUAGACAAUUUUAUCGAAUCUCUUAAUUCUGAUUGUUAA
Messenger RNA from Dentiscutata erythropus, 5586 nucleotides. NCBI's taxonomy places the organism in Eukaryota, Fungi, Glomeromycota, Glomeromycetes, Diversisporales, Gigasporaceae. The record is from the annotation of a GenBank genome assembly.